Molecule: messenger RNA, 1515 nt
Organism: Guyanagaster necrorhizus
Lineage: Eukaryota; Fungi; Basidiomycota; Agaricomycetes; Agaricales; Physalacriaceae
Product: cytochrome P450
Exons: 10
Coding region: 1-1515 (504 amino acids)
Molecular function (GO): iron ion binding; monooxygenase activity; oxidoreductase activity, acting on paired donors, with incorporation or reduction of molecular oxygen
Source: RefSeq, a predicted model, not a curated record
AUGUCCUUCACGGAACCCCAAGCUAUCGUUGUGGCCCUCGUCUUUGCGGUUACUCUUCUGGCCGUAGUAUAUACACGACUACGACGCCCCUCUUCUAGUUUACCCUUACCUCCAGGACCGCCAAGUGACUCGAUAUUUGGAACCUCAUUUAAAUCCGAGUUCUUCUACCGGCAUUUUGAACAGUGGACACAGGAGUAUGGGCCAGUCUUCUCAUUUCGACAAGGCUUGAGGACCAUCGUCGUUGUCGGGAGAUUUCAGGCGGCCGUGGACAUUAUGGAGAAGGAAGGUGCCGCGCUCGCCGACCGUCCUAGGUCUAUCGCUGCCGGAGAGACGUUAUCUGGUGGAAUGCGCGUCCUUCUUACCCCAGCCGGCGAGCGGUUCAAGAAGAUGCGAAGGGCCCUGCAUUCUCAUCUUCAGCCAAAGAGUGUUGCUUCGUACUCUCCAGUACUUAUGAGAACCGCAAGGCAAAAUAUGUUGGACAUCGUCCGGGAUCCGGAGAGGCACCAAGACCAUGCAAAGCGGUACGCCGCCGCUGUGGUGAUGGCCUUAGCAUACGGGAAGGCCCCACCUUCGUCGUAUGAGGAUCCUGAAGUUCAAUCCGUCAAUCGGUGCCUCACCCGACUGGGGCUGACGAUGCGUACUGGAGCCUGGAAGGUCGAUAUCCUCCCAUUGCUUAGAUUCGUGCCAGGAUAUUUAAAACCGCUCAAAGACGGGCAUGCCGAGGAAUUAUGUCUCUUUAAGACUCUCCUUCAAGAGGUUCGGGAUCAGAUCGCGAGAGGAGAUGAAGUUCCAUCUUCGUUCGGGAAGUACCUCAUAGAGCGGCAAAAUGAAUAUCAGCUCAACGAUGACGAGACGGCGUAUCUUGCUGGAAGCAUGUUCGGAGCUGGUAGCGAUACCACAGCAUCGGCGAUUAGCGUGGCUGUCAUGGCUGCAACAUGCUACCCCGAGACACAGAAGAAGGUCCAAGAAGAAUUAGAUGCGGUAAUCGGAAAAGACAGACCGCCGACAUUUGCCGAUCAGGAUAUCCUCCCUCAGACGAUGGCGUUUGUGCUGGAGAGCUUCAGGUGGAGACCCGUGACGUCUGGUGGGUUUCCACAUAAAGCUACGCGGGAUAUCAUUUGGAACAAUUACUGUAUACCAAAAGGAGCUUCUGUUAUUGGCAACGUGUGGUCUGUGGGACGUGAUCCUGCCGUCUUCCCAGAUCCGGAGACGUUCAACCCCCAAAGGUGGAUCGCGGGGGACGGGACGGUGCGAGAUGAUAUUCGGUCAUAUCCGUUCGGUUUCGGUCGAAGAGUAUGCCCUGGGCAACAUAUGGCCACGGCGUCGACGUACAUCAACACGGCGCUGACGCUGUGGGCGUUCAACCUUCGCGAAGACGAGAAAGAGAAGAUUGACACACUGGCAUUUACGGAGAGUGCGAAUGCACAUCCGAUGCCGUUCAAGGCCUUGUUUGAGCCGAGGUUGGUGGGUGGGUGGGAUGCUGUGAAGGAGGCGUUUGAGGCGUACGGGAUGUGA